AUGGUGCUGGUACCAAAGCCUCCACAGCCAAUCACAUCGUACCAACAAGCGCUCCAGUCUAAUCUUCAGAACCGGUUUCUGUGUGUACAGGAAGGACUGGCAGAUAUGGAGGAAAAAAAACUUCUGGAUGAUAUCUAUACAGAGCUCCACAUCACAGAUGGAGGCAACAUGCAAAUUAACAGGCAACACGAGGUCAGGCAGAUUGAGACGGCAUCGAGAAGGCCAGCUGGAGCAAAGAUAUCGGUCAAACCCAGUGAUAUCUUCAAACACCCCUCUGGAAAAUACAGACCCGUCAGGACAGUGCUGACCAAUGGGAUUGCAGGAAUCGGGAAAACAUUUCUUGUGCACAAGUUCAUCCUCGACUGGGCUGAAGGAAGAACCAAUCACGAUGUGCAUCUCAUAUUCCCAUUCAGCUUCCGCCAGCUGAAUUUACUGAAGGGAAAAAGGGUUUGCCUCGCCAAACUCAUUCACAAAUGUAUCAGGGAAACCAAAGACAUCAAAGAGGAGGCUCUUAAUUAUAUCUUCACAGUGUUACAGAUGUCAGGAAACACCAACUAUGACAAGAGUAAAUUUAAACUUCUGUUUGUGUUGGAUGGACUAGAUGAGAACCGUCUUCAACUAGACUUCACCGCCAAAGAAGAAAAGACUAUUGAUGUGACAAAGUCAACUAAGGUGGAAGAACUACUGAUGAACCUCAUUAUGGGUACUCUGCUUCCCUCUUCUCGUCUUUGGAUAACAACACGACCUGCAGCAGCCAAUCAGAUCUCUCCGGAGUUUGUCGAUAUGGUGUCAGAGGUGAGAGGGUUCACUGACCCACAGAAGGAGGAGUAUUUCUCCAAGAGAUUCAGUCACAACGAGCACGCCAGCAACAUCAUCUCCCACAUCAGGGCGUCGCGAAGCCUCCACAUCAUGUGCUACAUCCCAGUCUUCUGUUGGAUCACCGCUACAGUGCUGGAGGACAUGCUAAGAGCCAAUGAGAGAGUGGAGCUGCCCAAGACUCUGACUGAGAUGUACACAGAAUUCCUGGCUUUUCAGAUGAGACAGACGAAAGAGAAGUAUGGCACAAAAAAGACCAUUUGGUACAUUCAGUCACUUGCAAAACUGGCUUUCUACCAGCUGGAGAAAGGAAACAUAAUCUUCUAUGAGGAAGACCUAAAAGAUAGUGGAAUUGAUCUCAACGAAGCCUCUGUGUACUCUGGGGUUUUCACACAGAUCUUUAAAAAGGAGCGCUGGAGGAAGAAGGACAAGGAUAAGGGCCGAAUGUUCAGUUUUGUCCAUCUGAGCAUUCAGGAAUUUCUGGCUGCUUUUUAUGUGGAGGCGUCACUCAUUAACAGCAGCAAGAACGUGCUGGAUGAAUCCCAACCACACUCUAAAAGUCUGGGGAUGCUUUUCCGCAAAACAUCUGCAGCAGAGGUCCAUAGGAUCGCCAUUGACAAGGCUUUAGAGAGUCCAGAGGGACACUUGGACUUAUUCCUCCGUUUCCUGUUGGGCCUCUCAUUGCAGACCAAUAAAGAUUGUCUGGCAGACCUACUUAAACAGAAAAGAGCGAGCUCACACAGCAACCAGGAAACAAUCCAGUACAUCAAGAAGAAGAUCAAGGAGAGUCCGUCUCCAGAGAGAAGCAUCAACUUGUUUCACUGUCUGAAUGAGCUGAAUGAUCAUUCUCUAGAGGAGGAGAUACAGGAGUACUUGAAUUCAGGAAGCAUCCCUAGAAAAUAUCUCUCUCCUGCUCAGUGGUCGGCUCUGGUCUUCAUCUUACUGUCAUCAGAAAAAAAGCAUGAGGUGUUUGACCUGAAGAAGUACUGUAGCUCAGAAAACGGUUUUCUGAGGCUGCUGCCGGUGUUUCAAGCCUCCAUUACAUACCUGCUGAGUGGAUGUGCUCUGUCAGAGACAAGCUGUAGAGCUCUGGCUUCAGUUCUCACCUCUGAACAGUCUAAUCUGAAAGAGCUGGACCUGAGCAGCAACGAAAUUGAUGAUUUAGGAGUGACAGUACUCUCUUUUGGACUGGAGCAUCCACACUGUAGACUGGAAUCUGUCAGGUUGAGUCACUGUAACCUCUCAGAGAGGAUCUGUGAAGCUCUGGCCUCAGUUCUCAGCUCCAGGUCCUCCAGUCUGCGAGAGCUGGACCUGAGUGACAACAAUUUGCAGGAUUCAGGAGUGAAGCGACUCUCUGCUGGACUUGAGAGUCUGCACUGUACGCUAGAAUCUCUCAGGUUGAAUUUGUGCAAGCUGUCAUGGAUGAGCUGUGAAGCACUAGCCUCAGUUCUCAGCUCACAGUCAUCUUGUCUGAAACAGCUGGACCUGAGUAACAAUGACCUGCAGGAUUCAGGAGUAAAGCUCCUCUCUGUUGGACUGGAGAGUCCACAAUGUGGACUGGAAACCCUCAGCUUGUCAGGGUGUCUGGUCACGGAGGAAGGCUGUGCUUCUCUGGCCUCAGCACUGAGCUCCAACCCCUCUCAUCUGAGAGAGCUGGACCUGAGCUACAAUCACCCAGGACACUCGGGAGUGAGGCUCCUGUCUGCUGGACUGCAGGAUCCACAGUGGAGACUGGACACUUUCAGGGUCGAGCCUGGUGGAGUUCGCUGGUUGAAAUCUGGUCUGAAGAAGUAUGCCUGUGAACUCACACUGGAUCCAAACACAGCAGACAGAGACCUCGUCCUGUUAGAUGACAACAGAAAAGUGACUCGGGGGAGAGAGGAGCAGCCGUAUCCAGACCACCCUGAGAGGUUUGCUGGCUGGUUUCAGCUGCUGUGCACACAGGGUCUAACCGGUCGCUGUUACUGGGAGGUGGAGUGGCAAGGGAGUGUUAGUGUUGCAGUGACUUACAGAGGAAUCAGCAGGAGUGGAGAAGAUGUCGACUGCUGUCUUGGAUGGAAUGAUAAGUCCUGGUGUCUGGAGGUCACUGAUGAUGGGUACUAUAUUCGGCAUAAUAAAGCUUUAACAGACGUAAUGCUCCACCCCCUUGACACAACCAGAGUAGCUGUGUAUCUGGACUGGUCUGCUGGCACUCUGUCUUUCUACAGAGUAUCCGAUGAUACACUGGCACACCUCCAUACCUUCUACUCCACGUUCAGCGAACCCCUCUAUCCUGGCUUCUGGAUUGGGUUAAACUGCUCAGUGACUCUUUGUCAGGUGGAAGAGCUGUCACCUGCUGCUGACUAAAGACUUAAAUCCACUUAUUUACAUUGUUGCCUAGAGUUAGAUGCGAAUAUCGACACCACUCCAAAUUGUCUGAUGAACUAAAAGACGCAUGUUCGAAUAAAUGCACAAAUAAAAAGUGACAGGCUUAUAGCAUGCUAACAGUUUUUUCCUUAUUGGCAUUAAACACAAAGUACAUACAUUAGUUUUAAUUGGUAAUCAGUACAGAGUCUCCUGACAUACUGACUCACCUCCACAUUCACUGUUGAGGCUGGCGGAUGGCCUGGAUCCAAGGAAGGGGUUCAGAUAUGGGCUCUGUCCAAAGGUAACAUAGUCCACCUAAUCCACCUGAAAGUAAAAAGUAACAUUAUUAUGUAACAUUAGAUUUUUACCUAAUUUCACUGUAUGUGAAAUGUUUAGUAUACUCAACUUUUUAUGCUGUGCAAAUGCCAUGCAAUUUUUUCUAGUGUGCUCAAUUAUAUAUAUAUAUUUUUAAUACUUGUUUUUGGUGUUUGAUUUCAUAGUUUAAUUUCUUUGUGUUUAUGUUUUUUUCAUUUUAAUUUUGGGGCUUUUGUGAAGUACUUUGUAAACACUUAGAUAUUUGUGCUAUUAAAUUAAAUUAAUUUGAAUUUCUGAUGUUUGAUGAAGAAAGUAAAGGUACUGAGUAAUCAGAUAUGCCAACCACUUAAUGUUCAGGUCAUAACGUAGUGUUGGGGUAAUUAUACCACCUACAAAGCUGUCAUGGUAAAGGGAAGUUUUAAUUCAAACAUGUUCUGAGACUCUCUCUCUCAACUUAAUGACACAUGAGCAGUUCACUGGUAUCUUGUAUGGGUCCUGGGUGCUGGUGCAGUGUGGGAGCUGUAGUGCGUAAAGUGUGUAGAGUUUUCCAGCGUUUGACUCUGCAGUGUAACUGUGGGACAGUCAGAGGAUGUCACAUGCUCUCCACCACUAGAUGGCGCUGUGGCACAAAGAUCUGAAAGGAGCAGUUGAACUUGUGAAGUUCCUGUGAUUUUUUUUUUGAAUGGAAGUAAUUUUUAAAGUAUUAAAAUCUUUAUUAAUAUUUGAGUUGAAACUGU
Molecule: messenger RNA, 4214 nt
Organism: Seriola dumerili (greater amberjack)
Lineage: Eukaryota; Metazoa; Chordata; Actinopteri; Carangiformes; Carangidae
Product: NACHT, LRR and PYD domains-containing protein 12-like
Exons: 7
Coding region: 1-3162 (1053 amino acids)
Molecular function (GO): protein binding
Source: RefSeq, a predicted model, not a curated record